Messenger RNA from Symbiodinium necroappetens, 2442 nucleotides. The record is from the annotation of a GenBank genome assembly. NCBI's taxonomy places the organism in Eukaryota, Dinophyceae, Suessiales, Symbiodiniaceae.
AUGAGUGCCUGGCAGCAAAGAGUGUUCGAUGAGGUGGCUAGGCGUGCAUCGGAGCAGUCGAGGGCAGCAGAGCCAAAGCUCCUGCACCUUUUGGACUCUGGCGAUUUCCGUUCCCACCUCAGCAAGUGCUGUCCGUCCUUGGUGAACCUUCCUUCUGAAGAGCUGAUGGAGAGGCUAUCCAAGCAGCUUGAGGUCGCCGAGGUUUGUUCUGGCUUCCCGGCCAUGCAUGACCCAUCCCAGACUGGAGAUUCGGCUGGCAUGUCAAUCAGUUUCGGUUUGACUGGCUCCUUCUUCCUCAACGACUGGGAAGCCGUCUUGCUGCACUCGGCGAAUCCACACAGUGUCUGGCACAAGAUCGAAGCAACGUAUGUAGCAUAUUCAGUUGACUCUACCCUUCAAGAGGUGCUGGUGAAGAAGUGGUUUGGUGGGUGUUCGGGUGUACCGUUGCCGCAGCAGCGCUACUCACUGAACGAGUGUUAUGGCACAGCUGACCAGAACUUCGUAAUGCGUUUCACAGCAGCAAGCGGGAUCAGUGAGAUGGUGUCUCUUUCCAUUUGGACAGCGAUUCACCAGACGGGUGCAUCUGACUUGGAAUCCCCUGCUGGGACGCGAGUGGUCCCAUGUCCUUCACGUCUGCCGCUGGUUACUCAAGUCCAUGUGGCAGAUGGGGAGUGCCACAUCCAUGUUAGGAAGAACAACACCGAGGCUUUCCUGAUGCAAGACCGGGCCGAAACCAUUCAGUAUGAGCUAAAGCCAUUCCGCAUGCCGGCUGCGCCGGCAACGCUCAUCGAAGCUGGUGAGAGGCCCGUAUAUUCCAUGGUCAACUUGAACAUGAUUGACGCAGGGAGCCCACUUUAUGGGGAUGUCUCUGCAGUGUUUUCGAACAAACACAUUUUGAACAGCACCUUGUUGUCUUCAGUCGACAGCGGUUUUUUCCAGCAGUAUUGCAUCAAUGGGAAGACCUUCCCCAGGUUGUCCUACAACUGUAGCGCAGAGACAGCAUUCGAAGGGCUGGGCACAUUUCUGCACAACAGGCACCUCUUCGUGAACAACAUGGAAUUCUGGAAAUCCGGUGGCACCGUUCAGUCUGCGUUCCAAAGAGGGCAACUUCCUUGGGGUUCCAGUCCUGUCCCCGGCCACUUGUUCCUAAACUACUUGGAGGCUACACAUCUUAGCAAACUGCACUAUCCUGAGGCGAUUCGGUUCUUGAUAGGCACCUUCCCCGUGCUUUUUGGCACAGAGCUAGGGGCGAACUUGCAGAUCUGGGCCAAAAGCCGGGGCUGGGUAUUGGUUUGGGCGCUUGGCCUGAAUGAUAAGGCUUUGUUGCGUCCGACGCGAGACUUUGAUUUUAGUCCACUGCUGCAAGACGUGGAUUUCAAAGUGAACGGACGCAUGGUGGACCCGAUCGUCCUGGGACACACGACGGCUACAGUAGGCCCGCCGGUGCAGCUUGAUGUUGUUAACGACUUCGAGAAGCUUUGGGCGGAGGUGGGUGCUGUGCGUGGACAGACGAAGCAGCUGACGAACCAGACAGUUGCAAACAAGUGGCAACAAGCAAUGCUGCACUUCCCACAGCUGCUGCUUCGCCCUCUGCUCGGCGAGGACUGCACUAAGCAGCUGCGACAUGCUGAGUGUGUUGGGGUCACCCUGGAUGGAGGCACUAGCUACGCGCCAGUCAGCAACAGCCGACAGGUAGGCACCACCCUGCUCAGCUCGGCCCAAAACUUCACGGAAGCAAACGAUCUCGGUCUUGUCUAUGCCCAGGCGGCCCAGGCGGCCCAGGCGGCCCAGGUACCCAGCCGGCAAGGCUGGGAAGUCGCCCUCGCUGUGUACGUGGAAAUGGGCUCGAUGCGCAAGGUGGCGACGACUCCGGUGGCCACACCGGUGGCGACGCCGGCAACGGCUGCUCCGAAUCCACCCAGGGGCGUUUCAGCUCCCUCCGCGACACCAUCGGAGUGCUCCACAGUUGUCCGGCAUGGACAGUUCAACACUACGGCAUGCGACGAAGCAACAGACGACUCGGACCCAGAUGUUUCUUCGUGGCAUGGAAGAGGUCAACAGCAAUCUUUACAGGACGUCUUGGCCUUCCUGGACCAGAAGGAACGGGAGGUCAGCAUGAUCUUUUCCAAGACGCGAAAUCAGCUGCUACAAGCCAUGCCCAUGCCGCCAAGCACGGACGGAUCUGGCUCAGCUGUGACAGCUCGCUCUGACGAGGCCACAGUGAGGUGGAGGGAAUUUGGCGAGCCGUUCUACCGUGCGAUUUCCCUGCAGCGUCAGCGCGAGAAGGAGAAUCAAACUCUUCGGGAGAUGGUCGCUCUGAAGAAACUAGAGCUGGAGAAGCUCCUAACAGCACUUCGCGCAGGUUCACAAACUGUCAAAGCGGUCGAGCAUGUCGGACCAUCGUCAGAGACCGAAGGCUCCCCUCUCGCAGGCAGCCUUUAG